CGAAGCCGGAUCAGAGGGGGUCAGUGGUGAGAUGAGGCCCAAGGGGGUCAGCCCAUGUGGGGCUGUGCACACCCUGAAGGUCAGAAGCUUAGACCUUAUUCUAAGGGUAGCAGGAGACCAUUUUAACCAAGAAAAGCUGUUAGCAUCUGUGCUUGGGAAGUCUCCCCUGUGGCUGCAGUAUAGAGAAUGGAUUGAAGGAGGGCAGGAAUGCAAGCCAGGAGACCAGUGGGGAGGCUGUUGCAACCGUCCACGUGAGAGAUGAGGGUGGCCUGGACCUGGGCGGAGGCUGUGGAGAGAAGAGGGACAGACUGAACAGCAAAUGAAGAGGUGCCCGUGCUUCCCGGUGCCAGGGUGUCAUGGAAGGGCUGCUGACAAGAUGCAGAGCAUUGCCCGCCCUGGCCACCUGCAGCCGCCAGCUCUCUGGGUAUGUUCCUCGCAGGUUUCACCACUGUGCCCCAAGAGGAGGGCGGCGUCUGCUGCUGUCUCGUGUGUUCCAGCCACAGAACCUUCGGGAAGACCAGGUGCUCUCCCUGCAGGACAAAUUUGGUGACCUGACCUGUAAGAGCCAGCGGUUGAUGCUGCAGGUGGGCCUGAUCUACCCAGCAAGCCCUGGCUGUUAUCACCUCCUGCCGUACACCGUCCGUGCCAUGGAGAAGCUCGUGCGAGUGAUAGACCAGGAGAUGCAGGCCAUCGGGGGCCAGAAAGUCAACAUGCCCAGCCUCAGCCCGGCAGAGCUCUGGCAAGCCACCGACCGGUGGGACUUGAUGGGCAAGGAGCUGCUAAGACUUAGAGACAGGCAUGGCAAGGAAUACUGCUUAGGACCAACUCACGAGGAAGCCAUUACAGCCUUAAUUGCCGCCCAGAAGAAACUGUCCUACAAGCAGCUUCCCUUCCUGCUGUACCAAGUGACAAGGAAGUUUCGGGAUGAGCCCAGGCCCCGCUUUGGUCUUCUCCGUGGCCGAGAGUUUUACAUGAAGGAUAUGUACACCUUUGACUCCUCCCCAGAGGCUGCCCAGCAGACCUACAACCUGGUGUGUGAUGCCUAUUGCAGCCUGUUCAGCAGGCUAGGGCUGCGAUUUGUCAAGGUCCAGGCUGAUGUCGGCAGCAUCGGGGGCACGAUGUCUCAUGAGUUCCAGCUCCCUGUGGAUAUUGGAGAGGACCGGCUUGCCAUCUGUCCCCACUGCAGCUUCUCAGCCAACAUGGAGACACUAGACUUGUCACAGAUGAACUGCCCUGCUUGCCAGGGCCCACUGACCGAAACCAAAGGCAUUGAGGUGGGGCACACAUUUUACCUGGGUACCAAGUACUCAUCCAUUUUCAAUGCCCAGUUUACCAAUGUCUAUGGCAAACCAUCCCUGGCUGAAAUGGGGUGCUAUGGCUUGGGUGUGACACGGAUCUUGGCUGCUGCCAUUGAAGUCCUCUCUACAGAAGACUGUGUCCGCUGGCCCAGCCUACUAGCCCCUUACCAAGCCUGCCUCAUCCCCCCUAAGAAGGGCAGUAAGGAGGAGGUGGCCUCUGAACUCAUAGGGCAGCUGUGCGACCACAUCACAGAGGCAGUGCCUCAGCUUCACGGGGAGGUGCUGCUGGAUGACAGGACCCAUCUGACCAUCGGAAACAGACUGAAAGAUGCCAACAAGUUUGGCUACCCCUUUGUGAUCAUUGCUGGCAAGAGGGCCCUGGAGGACCCUGCACAUUUUGAGGUUUGGUGUCAGAACACUGGUGAGGUGGUCUUCCUCACCAAAGAUGGAGUCAUGGAUUUAUUGACCCAAGUGCAGACUAUCUAAAUGCCCCCAGCCCACCCCUGCCCCCAUCUUGCAAUCUUGGUGUUCAUUCUAACACUGCAUUUUCCUACACCCCUUUCCUGGACUGUUCUCUCCAGAAACAGCACAGCUCAUGGAGGGUGAGAUCAUGUUAGGGAAACCAAUUUUUAUCUAGUCAUGUGUUCAGAUUAUUUGUAUUUAAAGUCAUUAACUUGAUCCUUUUCUCCAGACUGGCCAUGCCGCCAAAUACCUUUCCUUUUGUAUUCCAUUGUAGAAACUUCUACUAGGAGGCUGAGAGGCAAGAGAGCCAAGCUCCAGUCUUGGGUCUUACCCUGAGCGGGUAAGUCACUUCCCUUCUCUCAGCUGAGUUUUUCACGUGUAGGAUGAGAAUGGCUGAUGGCUGAGGGCCCCCCAACCUUCCCCACCCUGUUAUCAGUUUGACCACGGGCCUUUUGCUACAUUCUGUCCAGAGAGCAGGCCUGCCAGCGCCCCUCCACUGAGAAGUUGGGCUGAGAGUAUGGGGAAAAGAAUCAAGAGACCUGACUGCCACCAACUCACUAGUGACUUAGAUACAUCCCCGCCCCCUGCUGCGGCCUCAGUUUCCCCAUCUGUAACUUGAGAAAAUGGAACUAGAUCUGUGAAGUCUGGAACUAGAUCUGUAACGUCCUUAUAGGUGUCACUAGGGGGUUCUACGAGACGUUUGUGACAGGCAGUCUGAUUCCUCUCAUUCUCCAUAGUCUGUUUCCUGGAAAGUCGAUGUAAUUAACAGAUGGCCCAAAAACUACCUCAAGAGACCUGGCCCUAUUAAGACGGCUUAACCACUGAGAUCACGUUCUUUUGAUUGAAUAAAGUGAAACUACUGGAA
Molecule: messenger RNA, 2625 nt
Organism: Rhinopithecus roxellana (golden snub-nosed monkey)
Lineage: Eukaryota; Metazoa; Chordata; Mammalia; Primates; Cercopithecidae
Gene: PARS2
Product: prolyl-tRNA synthetase 2, mitochondrial
Exons: 2
Coding region: 357-1784 (475 amino acids)
Biological process (GO): prolyl-tRNA aminoacylation
Cellular component (GO): mitochondrion; cytoplasm
Molecular function (GO): proline-tRNA ligase activity; ATP binding
Source: RefSeq, a predicted model, not a curated record